AUGGCACCGUGGCCCAACGGGGACAUUUGCUGUUGCGUGCGAGUGUCCUCCUCUGCUCUGAGCGACACCAGCCAGAAGGACCCGGCGGUGGAGCAGGAUUUGGCCGAGGAAAUCAUCCUGGGCAUACGAGCCGUGGAGCCGCCGGAGGAGGGUAAGAUCACCAAAGAGGUGGUACCAGGUAUAGAGGUCUUCUCCAGCAGCGCCUGGGCUCCACAGGGCCCCCUCGAAGCCCAGGUGGAACCAGAGGAGGACCACAAUCACCUCCACCACCCCGAGGACAAUGCCAGGGAGGCCAAUGUCCGCAGGCCACCCUGGAUGCUGUCCCUGCAGGUGCAGAGUGGCCCGGAGGAGGACCGCGACCAUCUCCACCACGGCUGA
Charadrius vociferus (killdeer) is the source of this 378-nucleotide messenger RNA. RefSeq names its product proline-rich acidic protein 1 (gene PRAP1). The coding region runs from base 1 to 378 and encodes 125 amino acids. The transcript is spliced from 3 exons. NCBI's taxonomy places the organism in Eukaryota, Metazoa, Chordata, Aves, Charadriiformes, Charadriidae. The record is from RefSeq and is a predicted model, not a curated record.